This is a messenger RNA of Mitosporidium daphniae, 813 nucleotides long. RefSeq names its product NifU-related protein. The transcript has a single exon. The record is from RefSeq and is a predicted model, not a curated record. Gene Ontology annotation, molecular function: iron ion binding; iron-sulfur cluster binding. The coding region runs from base 1 to 813 and encodes 270 amino acids. Gene Ontology annotation, biological process: iron-sulfur cluster assembly. Lineage: Eukaryota; Fungi; Microsporidia.
AUGCCAUUCAAAAGCCUCUCCUCAUUGGGCCAACGGUUUCUUUUAAAUCGGAUUGCCAGGAGAACGCUCUUUAUUCAUUCCGAGGCAACGCCAAAUCCAAGCUCUAGAAAAUUUAUUCCCGAGGAAAACGAUUCUAUUGUACCGUUUUUUAAAAACGAAUCAUCUUCCUCCCCUGCUUUCGAAUGGGGGCUGAAGGAGAACAAAAGAGAGUUGGAAUUACUUUAUAACACCAGCGGAAGAAAUCCGCCAAAAAGACUAACCACGCUAGCAAACGAACUGUUGCAAUUGGAUGGGAUUUCCAGAAUAUUUAUUGGAGUCCGUUUUCUAACAGCUACAAAAGGCCCGGAAACAUCUUCAGACUGGGCCCAUUUAUCGCCUAGAAUCACCUCCAUCUUGGAUUCAUACUUUACAACAACGCCAACAGAAACAGCGCUCGAUGAGGGAAACUUUAUUGCGCCAGAAACGCUACAACGUGAAAAUGGGGCCACCGUCGACUCUGACCACGAGGAGGUAACCAAGAUGGUGAUAGAACUUUUGGACACAAAAGUUCGUCCAUACGUUCAGAGCGAUGGAGGGGAUAUUGCCUUUAUCGACUAUUCCGAUGGGAUUGUUAGAGUAAAACUCCACGGGGCGUGUUCGUCAUGUGCAUCUUCCAGCGAAACCCUGAAGAGGGGAGUCGCUGCCAUGAUGAAAUAUUACAUCCCAGAGGUUUUUGAUGUUGUUGACGUAAAUGAAGAGCCAGGCGGGCUUGAUAGCGCGUCUUUGGAGGCUUUUGAGGCCUUUGAAAGUGAGCUGAAGAAUAAAAAUAAUUAG